Capsella rubella is the source of this 3709-nucleotide messenger RNA. RefSeq names its product suppressor of RPS4-RLD 1. The record is from RefSeq and is a predicted model, not a curated record. Bases 274 to 3501 code for a protein of 1075 amino acids. Gene Ontology annotation, biological process: negative regulation of DNA-templated transcription. Lineage: Eukaryota; Viridiplantae; Streptophyta; Magnoliopsida; Brassicales; Brassicaceae. The transcript is spliced from 23 exons. Gene Ontology annotation, molecular function: protein binding.
CCAGCAUCGACCAGUAUCAUCAUCAACAUUUCACCAUCUUCUCCUCGUCUCCUUCUCUCUCUUCCUCUGUUACUUUUUUACUUUUCUUCCCGUUUCGCUCUCCGUCAAAGUCUUCUCUCUCUUGCCAUUUUCCCCACUGUAAAUUCCAUUUUUACCCCUAAACCCAUCGUUCCCCUGAGACACGGCGGCCACGAGGAAGAGGGAUACAAUAGAGAAAGAUAAAACAGGCGAUUGAUUUUGUCCAUCGGAGACGCCGCUCGCUGCUCAGGGAAUAUGGAGACGGCGACGGCGACAUCGGAAAGAGCCGAGUUAGCUAAGCACUGCAGUUCACGGAACUGGUCCAAAGCGAUCCGAGUUCUCGAUUCGCUCCUUGCUAAGCAGUGUUCAAUUUUGGAUAUAUGCAAUAGAGCCUUUUGCUAUAAUCAAUUGGAGCUUCACAAGCAUGUGAUUAAGGACUGUGAUAAGGCACUUCAGCUUGAGUCUUCUGCCAUUCAAGCUUAUAUACUCAAAGGGCGUGCUCUUUUGGCUUUGGGGAGAAAACAGGAAGCUGUUCUUGUUUUGGAGCAAGGGUAUAAAAGUGCUUUGCAGCAGACAGCAGAUGUGAAGGAGUUACUUGAAUUAGAAGAGCUCUUAAAAGAUGCAAGACGAGAAAUUGAUUCUACUUUCAAAAAUCAUGCCUCCGAGCCCCGGCAAGAGACCUCUGCCUCGCCUCAAAGUGAGAAGUCUGAUGAAAAAAUUGAUAAGCUGGACAACCAGAAUACUGCUUCUGGAACAAGCAUCAAUGCCUGCAAAACAACAAGUAUUUCAGUAUCUGAAUCAGGAGCCUGUAGUAAUGGGAACUCCGACGAGGCAUCCAGGGAAUUGGGUGAGCAAUCAAAGAUAAAUAGCAUUUCAAAGGAUGUAUCCAAGGCAAGCAAGCAAUCUCGUGGUAGUUCUGACUUAUGUAAUGGAUCAUCGUUCAAGGAAAAAGAGAAUGGAAAGUGUGGCAGCCAAAUUAAUGGUUCUUAUGAAACAUGUAAACCAUGUAAUGGUUCUGAUUUGCAUGAUAAUUUAGCUGAAAGUUCUGAUUGGUUAGGGAACGUGACGAUUAAUGGAAAAAAAUUAAGCAUUACGUCCGGAUUUACUAGCAAAUCAAGCCAUAAAGCUGAGGUACGUUGUGGAGUUGGUAAUGAAACCACGAUAAACAAGAAGUACACCAUAGCAAGAAUAUCAGGAAACCAUUCUAUAAGUGUGGAUUUUCGACUUUCUAGAGGCAUUGCACAGGUGAAUGAAGGAAACUAUAUGAAAGCUAUUUCAAUUUUUGAUAAGGUGCUGAAGGAAGAACCAACCUACCCUGAGGCACUUAUAGGAAGAGGGACAGCAUAUGCAUUCCAACGAGAGCUUGAAAGUGCUAUAGCUGAUUUUACUAAGGCUAUUCAAUCUAACCCAGCAGCAAGUGAAGCUUGGAAGCGGAGAGGACAGGCUCGUGCUGCUCUUGGGGAGUAUGCUGAGGCGGUUGAAGAUUUGACUAAAGCACUGGUAUAUGAGCCAAACUCACCUGAUGUAUUGCAUGAAAGGGGUAUUGUUAAUUUCAAAUCUAAAGAUUUCGCUGCUGCUGUAAAAGACCUAUCUAUAUGUCUGAAGCAAGAGAAAGAUAACAAGUCCGCAUAUACGUAUUUGGGACUAGCAUUUGCUUCUCUUGGUGAAAUUAGAAAAGCUGAAGAGGCGCAUUUGAAGUCCAUCCAGUUGGAUAGUAAUUAUCUUGAAGCUUGGCUUCAUCUCGCCCAGUUCUAUCAAGAGUUGGCCGACCACAGCAAGGCUUUGGAAUGCAUUGAGCAGGUUCUACAAGUGGACAACAGGGUUUGGAAGGCUUAUCACUUGCGUGGAUUAGUGUUUCAUGGAUUAGGCGAACACAGGAAGGCUAUCCAAGAAUUAUCUAUCGGAUUAAGCAUUGAGAACACAAUAGAGUGCUUGUACCUACGAGGUUCCUGCUAUCACGCUGUAGGAGAAUAUAGAGAUGCGGUGAAGGACUAUGAUGCUACUGUUGACGUGGAACUUGAUGCAGUUGAAAAAUUUGUUCUUCAAUGCUUGGCAUUUUAUCAGAAAGAGAUUGCCUUGUACACGGCUUCCAAAGUUAGUAGUGAAUUUCUCUGCUUUGAUAUUGAUGGUGACAUAGAUCCAAUGUUCAAGGAGUACUGGUGCAAAAGACUACACCCGAAAAAUGUAUGUGAAAAGGUUUACAGACAACCUCCCCUACGUGAAUCCCUUAAGAAGGGUAAACUGAAAAAGCAAGAUCUUGCAAUAACCAAACAGAAGGCGAAUGUUCUUCGUUUUGCUGAUGUAAUAGGCAAGAGGAUCCAAUAUGAUUGUCCCGGAUUCUUACCGAACAAACGCCAGCAUCGUAUGGCAGGAUUGGCUGUGAUAGAGAUUGCUCAAAAAGUUUCAAAAGCUUGGCGCAUAGAAUGGAGGAAUUCUAACAAAGGCACCCCAAAAAAUGGGAAAAAGAACCGGAGGAGAGAGAGAAUCAACAUGCUUAGUCAAAAUAGAGGUGGUGCCGGGUGUAGUACUAGCAGUUCUAGUGAAACUUCAACUGGGUAUGCCUCACUAGAAGAUCGAUCAUCUGGCCGCUCUAUGUUGUCUUGGCAAGAUGUUUAUUCUUCUGCUGUCAGAUGGAGACAAAUUUCAGAGCCUUGUGACCCAGUUGUGUGGGUUAACAAACUUAGUGAAGAGUUUAAUACUGGGUUUGGUUCUCAUACACCGAUGGUACUGGGACAAGCCAAAGUUGUACGCUAUUUCCCAAAUUAUGAAAGAACCCUGACUCUUGCAAAGAGCAUCAUCAAGGAGAAACUUUCUGUACGCAGCAAAAAAGAUAAAGUUAUUGAUCUAUCUAAAGAUGAGAAGAUAAAAGAAAUAAUGCGUGCUGAAACUUGUGAUGAGCUACACAAAGUUGUUGGUGAGGAUUUCUGGGUGGCUACUUGGUGCGACAGUACGGCACUCGAAGGGAAACGCCUCGAAGGAACUAGAAUCACCUGCCUUAAAAAACCGGGAAGGCUUGGGUAUGAUUUUUCAAUUCGAACUCCAUGUACACCUGCAAGGUGGAGCGACUUUGAUGAAGAAAUGACCUCAGCUUGGGAGGCUUUAUGCACUGCCUAUUGUGGGGAAAAUUACGGUUCUAUUGAUCUCGACGCUCUAGAAACCGUUAGAGAUGCUAUCUUACGGAUGACAUAUUACUGGUACAAUUUUAUGCCGUUAGCUCGAGGGACUGCUGUAACGGGAUUUGUAGUAUUACUUGGACUUCUGCUUGCUGCUAAUAUGGAAUUUACUGAGACUAUCCCGAAAGGGUUACAGAUCGAUUGGGAGGCUAUACUUGAUGUUGGACCGAGCUCGUUUGUUGAUUCGGUAAAGUCUUGGUUAUACCCAUCCCUGAAAAUCAACACCUCGUGGAGAGACCACCCGGAUAUUUCCUCUGCUUUUUCGACAACUGGAGCAGUUGUCGCGGCGCUUAGCUCUUACAAUGAUUGAGUUAUUCAAUCAUAAGAAGUGAAGAAAGCUAACCAAAGGAUGAGCAGUAAGAAAACUUAUGUUUCGGUCAAAAAUCUUCAGUUUAUGAUAUGCUUCUGUCUAAAAAAACAAAAACAAACAAAAAAAGCUUUGUUAGGAUUUCUAAAGAAUUUUAAACUCUCAUGUAUAACUUUAUUUUGCAGAAUUAAUAAUGUAUCUAAUUAUAAUC